Molecule: messenger RNA, 3718 nt
Organism: Filobasidium floriforme
Lineage: Eukaryota; Fungi; Basidiomycota; Tremellomycetes; Filobasidiales; Filobasidiaceae
Product: putative mRNA export factor elf1
Exons: 9
Coding region: 274-3594 (1106 amino acids)
Molecular function (GO): ATP hydrolysis activity; ATP binding
Source: RefSeq, a predicted model, not a curated record
CUACAACGACCUGCUACUUCCCUUAGAACUCACCCCCAAACACCACUCUUCUUGUAUCAUCUAGACGUCGUGCUGUGUCUCUCUCUCCCCGCCUGGUCUCGGUAUAUCUUUCCGAAACUCCCGUCAUCCUACCUCUCGUCGACGACAAGGAAAUCGUAUUCUCGCCAAUCACCUUCGCUUGAUUAGGAUCUCUGACAUAUCGAAAACCUCUUUCGAUCAUCCAACCUAUAAUACCCAACCCCGAAAACCCAAAAAAGUCCAGGAUCAUCAAUCAUGGCUCCUACCACCGCCAGCAUCUCUAAAUCCUCUCUCAGCCCUAUCCCGGCUUCUCCGUUUACGGACCAACUCGCCUCUCUCGCCCUGGCCACCUCUUCCCUCUCGGCUAAAUCUCUUGCGGACAGCCUCGUCCAAUCGUUCAAAUCCAGCCCUAAUCAGACCCACGCGGAAUGUUUUGAAGCGGCCCAUAUUCCCGAAGUCGUCAGGGUGUGGAGUGAGAGUAAACAAGCUGCGGAAAGGGAGUCUGCGGGGAUCCUCGUUGAGAGGCUCGUCAAGGGUCUAGGGGAAGGAUCUGAGGGCUUGUUCAUCUCGACCAUCCCGGACCUUUUGAACAUCUUGAUGGACAAGACCCAGAGCAUCAGGACUUCCGCCCAGGGAGGUGUCAAUGCGAUAGUAAAGACUUCUGCUCCGGAGGGUACGAGGCAGAUCAUGCACGUCCUCAAGGAAGUCCUUGACGAGUCGAAAGGAUGGAGGACCAAGGUUGGAGCUCUGAAGGCUAUGGAAGGGCUCGUGAAGAGUGGGGCGGAGGAUUGGGUGGCGGAGGAGUUGGGUGGGGUUAUUCCGGUUGUUGAGAGGGCUAUGCACGAUACCAAGUCCGAGGUCUCUACGCAAGCCAAGAAGACGGCUGCUACCCUCUGCUCGAUCUUGCCCAACGCCGAUAUUAUCCCCCACGUCGGUUCCCUCGUCUCGUCCAUGGCCUCUCCUACCAACGUCCCCUCUACCAUCAAGGCUCUUUCUAACACCACUUUCGUCGCCGAAGUCAACGCUCCUACCCUCGCCAUCAUGGUCCCCCUGCUCACCCGUGCGCUGAAGGAACGAUCGACGGAGACGACCCGAAUGACCUGUAUCGUCAUCGGCAACUUGGUCAAGCUCGUCCGGGACCCCGAUGUUGCGGCGAGGUACCUUUCCUCCUUGGUAGCUGGUGUGGAGAACAUCGCCUCUUCCGCCGCUUUCCCGGAAAUUCGAGCGUUUGCACAGACCGCUCUGGAUAUCUUGAAACAGUCCGGAGCUUCUUCGGAUGCCAAGAUCCCGCCUCCGAGGGAUAUCGCCGGGUCGACGAAAGAGUGCUUGAAGUUGAUCUUCCCUCAUUUGCCGAUCCCUUUCGCUUUCCCCGAGAACCCGUCGUUGCCCAUGAGGAAGGACAUGCCCAACGCUCCUAUCCUCGCUGAUGCGAUGGAAUACGUCGGAGGGAUGGUCGCUGACUUGGUCGACUCGAGGCUUUGGGACGAGAAGACCUGGACAGGCCGGGUGCUCGGUUCUCCGUUGAGUCACUGGUUGGAAGGCGGGAAGACCCAGGGUCAAUCGGUCGCCCAGGAGAUCAGGGGCGUGUUCAUGGAUAUCGACAAGGCUAAAUACGCCCCCACCGUCGAGGAGGACGACGGUGAAGGCGAGAUGUUGUGUGACAUCCAGUUCUCGCUCGCCUACGGUGGUCUCCUCCUGCUCAACCACACCACCCUGCGUCUGAGAAGAGGAAGACGAUACGGUAUCUGCGCUGGGAACGGAAAGGGGAAAUCCACGUUGAUGAAGGCCAUCCGGGAUGGCAAGGUCGAAGGUUUCCCUCCUCAAGACCAGCUUCGGACUUUGAUGGUCGAGCACGCCCUUCAAGGAGAGGAUGCUACUUUGCCCAUCAUCGACUUCAUCGCUACGGACAAGAACUUGAUCGCCAAGGGUACCAAGCGAGAGUCGAUUAGGGACGCUCUUUUGCAAGUCGGUUUUACCGAUGAGAAGCAGGGCAACCCGGUCGGAAGCUUGAGUGGAGGGUGGAAGAUGAAGUUGGAGUUGGCGAGGGCGAUGUUGAUCGGAGCGGACAUCUUGUUGUUGGACGAACCUACAAACCAUUUGGACGUGCAAUCCGUCGCCUGGCUCGAACAAUACCUCGUCAGCCAGACCCAGAUCACCUGCAUGAUCGUCUCGCACGACAGCGGUUUCCUGGACAACGUCUGUACCGACAUCAUGCACUACGAGAACAAGAAGAUCGCCUAUUACCCGGGUAACCUGAGUAAAUUCGUGGAGAAGGUGCCCGAGGCGAGGUCCUACUACACUUUGGCCGCUACCAGCGUCAAGUUCACCUUCCCCCCUCCCGGAUCGCUCAUGGGUGUGCGAUCGCAGACCCGAGCCAUCAUGAAGCUUACCAACUGUACAUUCACUUACGAAGGCGCUGCCAAGCCCAGCUUGAUCGACGUCUCGUGUGCGCUGUCAUUGAGCAGUCGUGUCGGUAUCCUGGGACCGAACGGAGCUGGAAAGUCGACCUUGAUCAAGCUGUUGACUGGAGAGACCCUGCCCCAACAAGGAAAGGUCGAGAAGCAUCCGGCUCUUCGUGUCGGAUACGUCGCCCAGCACGCUUUCCACCACUUGGAUUUGCACUUGGAAAAGACUCCCAUCGCCUACAUCCAAUGGCGAUACCAGGACGGACACGAUCGUGAGAUGCUUUCCAAGGCUUCGCGAGCGUUGACCGAAGAGGACAAGAGGAUGAUGGACACUGAGAUCACCGGCAAGAACGGUGACAAGCGACGGAUCGAGCAGGUCCUCGGUCGUCAAAAGCUCAAGAAGAGUUUCCAGUACGAGGUCAAGUUCAAAGGCAUGGACCACAGGCACAACGCCUGGUUGCCUCGUGAGGACCUGAUCAAGUACGGAUUCCAAAAGCUCUUGACCCAGUUCGACGACAUGGAGUCCUCGCGUGAGGGAGCUGGUAACCGAGAUCUCUCGGCCAGCGCCAUCCGAAAGCUCUUCGAAGAGGUCGGUCUCGACCCGGAUAUCGCUCAGUACAACGAAAUUAGUGGUUUGUCUGGUGGACAAAAGGUCAAGGUCGUCAUCUGCGCUGCGCUCAUCAAUCAGCCCCAGGUCCUCGUCUUGGACGAGCCGACAAAUUUCUUGGACCGAGAAGCCCUCGGCGGUCUCUCGAUCGCCAUUCGAGACUGGGCCGGUGCCGUCUGCAUCAUUUCGCACAACCUCGAAUUCGUCAACGCCCUCUGUCCUGAGAUCUGGAACGUCGACGCCGGUCGUUUGACCCACAUCGGCAAGGUCGCCAUUAUCGAAGACGCCUUUGACGACGUCAAGCCUUCGCGAGUCGGGAGCCGAAUGGGUACCCCUCGAGGAGCUGCCACCCCUGCGAACGGUAGUGGUGUUAACACGGCCGCUACGUCGGCCGCCAACUCGGCUGCACCUAGCGAUGCCGAGGGUGUAGCUCAGCCCAAGCUCAAGAAGAAGAAGAAGAUGACCCGAAACGAGCAAAAGGCUCAGGAAGCCAGGCGGGCCAAGCGAAAGCUCGAUUGGCUGUCUUACGGAGGUCCCAAGCCCGAGGAUACCGACUCGGACUAAUUUGACGAGCAUUGAACGUUACGACCGGCUUAGGAUUCUCUUGUACACCCUCGUGUAACUGCGCAUGUUCUUUCUGUCUGAUUCGCUUUGGGCCGUGACUAUACACAUAGAUGUCUGACUGCAU